Molecule: messenger RNA, 4312 nt
Organism: Drosophila kikkawai
Lineage: Eukaryota; Metazoa; Arthropoda; Insecta; Diptera; Drosophilidae
Source: RefSeq, a predicted model, not a curated record
AAUCGUUCACUCCGACGGACAGUGCACGGCGGACAGUAUCAUCAAGCGGAGUGGGAAUCGCUCCUCCGAAUCCGCAUCCGCAUCCGAGUCCGAGUCCUCGCGCGCUUCUUAUCAGGCGGCAGAGUCAGUGAAAGUGGAGAAAGGUUAUCGCGAGAGUGAAACCGAAACCGAAAACGAAAACGAAACUCAGACAGGAGAGAAAGUAUAACAAAAACAGCGAAAUAAAUCACAAGUUGCGAAUAAACAAAAGCCAAGGGAAUCGCUGAAAUAAAACAAAAUAAGAAUACAAAUCAAAAUAAGAAUAAAAAGAGAAGAAUCCCGCGCCUCAAACAAAUUUGUGAUAUGCGUCUGAACACAUUCGUUGUGAAAGUGAAUUAAAUACGCCGGCAAAGCGUUUCAAUCAAGCGGAAACCGAAAAGGAAAAUCACACAACAAAAAUGUAUGGCUUCGUUAACUACGCCCUGGAGCUGCUGGUGCUCAAGCAUUUUGGCGACGAAAUAUGGGAGAAGAUCAAAAAAAAGGCCAUGGUCAGCAUGGAGGGACAGUUUCUGGUGCGACAAAUUUACGACGAUGAAAUAACAUACAAUCUAAUUGGAGCAGCUGUCGAGAUACUCAAUAUACCCGCAGACGACAUCCUGGAGCUGUUCGGCAAGACCUUCUUCGAGUUCUGCCAGGACUCGGGCUACGAUAAGAUCCUUCAAGUGCUGGGAGCCACGCCAAGGGAUUUCCUACAGAACCUGGAUGCCCUGCAUGACCACUUGGGCACCUUAUAUCCUGGAAUGCGGGCUCCUUCCUUCCGGUGUACGGAGAAGGAUGGCGAACUCCUGCUGCAUUACUACUCGGAACGGCCUGGCCUCGAGCACAUCGUCAUCGGCAUCGUCAAGGCCGUUGCAUCCAAGCUGCAUGGCGUCGAGGUGGAAAUCGACAUUGUGAAGCGCAAGGGCGAGCCCAUCGACGAGGCCGAGAAGGAAAGGGCCAUCGCCCGGGAGCAGCAGCAAUUGGAGGCUGAUGCAACGGCGAUGGCGACGGGCCUGGGCACAGGAGCUGCCACGGUUGUCCUGGCACCUUCUUCGCAGGAUGCCGAGCGAAACAAUAAUCACAACGGCAGCAACAAUAAUGGCCUGGCCAACAACGGCAGCGUCAACGUGAACAACAACAACGAUGGCCAGCAGAUAGCCAGCGAGACAGAACCACCCAUAGCUCUGAACACCUGCCCGAUGGCCCAGGAUAGCUUUGACUGCGAUCCGGACAAGGAGCAGAAGUGCCUGCGCCUCCUAAAAAACAAGAGUGACGACAUCGAGCGCUACGAUCAUGUCCAGUUCCUGAUAAGGGAGAUCAAUGUGGCGGCCAAGUCGCAGGUGGACGCCAAGAAGGACGAGGUGCCCGAUGAUAUGGAGUUCCUCUGCGAAGCACCGCUCAUUUCGCCCGCCACAUUCUGCAAGGUGUUUCCCUUUCACCUGAUGUUCGAUAGACAAAUGAAAAUCGUUCAGGCCGGCAAGGCCGUAUCCCGAGUGAUUCCCAGAGUGGCCGAGGAGAACUGCUCACUGAUAGAGGUCGUGGAGGCCAUCCGGCCGCACCUGCAACUGAACUUUGAGAACAUUCUGUCCCACAUAAACACCAUAUAUGUGCUCCAGACACGUCAGGGGGCCAUGAGCAGCCGACACGAGCAGCGCUUUCUGAGACUGAAGGGACAAAUGAUGUACAUUCCGGAAACGGAUCGCAUACUGUUUCAGUGCUAUCCGAGUGUCAUGAAUCUGGACGAUCUGACCAAGAAGGGACUCUACAUCUCGGAUGUGCCACUGCAUGACGCCGCCAGGGAUCUGGUGCUGCUCUCCGAGAAGUUUGAGGCGGAGUACAAGCUCACCAAGAACCUGGAGAUGCUGACGGACAAGCUGCAGCAGACGUUCCGCGAUCUGGAGAGCGAGAAGCAGAAGACCGACAGGCUGCUCUAUUCGGUGCUGCCAAAGUCGGUGGCCAAUGAGUUACGACAUCAGCGUCCAGUGCCGCCAAAACGCUACGACUCCGUGACGCUGAUGUUCUCCGGCAUCGUGGGCUUUGGCCAAUACUGUGCGGCCAACACGGAUCCCGAUGGGGCCAUGAAAAUCGUGAAAAUGCUCAACGAGCUCUACACGGUCUUCGACGCUCUAACCGACUCCAAGCGUAACCUGAACGUGUACAAGGUGGAAACCGUUGGCGAUAAGUACAUGGCCGUAUCCGGGCUGCCUGACCACUGCGAGGAUCACGCCAAGUGCAUGGCGCGUGUGGCCCUGGACAUGAUGGACAUGGCCAAGAACGUUAAAAUGGGCUCAAAUCCGGUGCAAAUCACCAUAGGCAUCCACUCUGGCGAGGUGGUCACGGGCGUGAUUGGUAACCGCGUGCCGCGCUACUGUCUCUUCGGAAAUACGGUCAACCUCACCAGCCGGACGGAGACCACGGGCGUGCCUGGUCGCAUCAAUGUCAGCGAGGAGACCUAUCGGCUCCUCUGCCUGGCGAUCAAUCAGGAUGAUUCAUUCAACUUGGAGUACCGCGGCCCGGUCAUCAUGAAGGGCAAGCCGACGCCCAUGGACUGCUGGUUCCUGACACGCGCCACCAGCAGUGCUGCGGCCGUAGUGGGUACACUUCCUCCGGGAGCGGGUGGCAGUGGGAAUGGCAGCCUCGACUCGCCGCUACUGCAGCCGACUACGCCGACAGCAGCAGGAGGUCCUCCACCACCAGGACACCGGACAGGACAUGCCAGCGUGUCACGUACCUCGUCCGCCGGCGCAGGACCAGGCACUGCAGCUGCAACUGGAGGCACAUAGGAGAUGUGCAGGGAUUCGUCUUGCUGCUGCUGAAACAUCCUGUAAAGUUGAAACUGCGUGCGUGACUCCUGCGUCUGUCCGAUGUCCAAUGUACGGGUCUGCUGGUCCUUGGACCACUUAACCACUUCAUUUCUAUGCCUUUGUGUUUGUGUUGUCCUGCAUCCUGCAGCAUCCCAAGUCUCCUCGUGUGCGUCUCGUCUCUCGUCUCUCUCUCUGUCUGCCAGUGUGUGGCAUUGUCUGAUUGCUGCUGCCGGCACGUUGCGGUCUUAAGGGAAAGGAGAAGGAGGAGGAGCAGGAGCCAGAGGAGCCCGGGAUCGUCGCAUCCUCGUGCAAGCCUGUGGAUUAUCCUGUAAAAAUGUUUAAACUAUCUAAGUGUGUUUGCGAUAUCCUUGUAGAUGUGUGUGCGUACUAUUGUGUAAAGAAUGAGCGUGUAAUUUGUUAAUAUGUAUUUAUUAUGAUCCUACUUUGUGAUGGUUUCUUAGGCUGAACUUUUUCGUGUAACUAAAUCUAAUCGAGAGAGGCAAAGGCACUCACUUGAACUGUAAAAAAAAAAUCGACGAGCAAAACAAUGUAAGGCAAAUAUUCUAACUAAACCACUCUCAACUUUUGGGACAACUUAAUUAAGCCGUAAACGUAAAUUAGCAUAACCACAAGGCACCAAAGGAUAAACCAAACCAAAAAGAACGUAAAAUAAACACAGAUAUAUAAUGUAUACAUCUAGAUGUUAUUGGGUUCGUCAACUUCUAUACAGGGCUAUCGACCAGUAAAUAAACCAAUGACAAAAUUGUUAGCAAACCCAAAACUGCACCAAAGUAAACCCGAUAUACAAAUGUACAACCGAAAGUCACACACAACCAAAAUACAAGUAUUUACAUGGAUAUAUAUAUGUUCUACAGUCCAAGGCAUCCAGAAUAUAGUACUAUAGGCUAAGCAAUCGUAUAUAAAUGCAUAUAUAUAUUGAAGAACUCUCCAGGCAUCGUUCAAGUUUCCAUUGAUCUAUGGGCAUCGUUACGAAGGACAAAUCUCUACUUUACUCUAACUGAAAAAUAGCUUUAUAGUUCUUAAGCCAUCACACCGGAGGUCUCUCUCCGAAAUCAUGGACUUUGGUUAAGUACAUACCUAUAUAAAUAUAGAUAUAUCCAUAGCAAUAUCAAUGUGCACAGAUGCAAAUACUCUAAAAACGUAAAUACAAUUAAUUCAUAAAGUGUAUCCAACUGUUCAGCUGAAUGUUCUUCUAAGGCAAGCGUAGCUUAAGACUCGAUUUGUUUUCCGUUGGUCUAAAGUGGUGUUGAGUGUUAAAUCUAAGUUAAUUACUUGUACUGUAAGACAUGUUAAGUGCUAAGCUAACUAAGCCCCCAUCUGAGCCCACUCUCUGCCCCUCCUGUCCGUCUUCAUCGGUACACGAAAUGGAGUAUAUAAAUGUUAAAUAUGUUAAAGUGAAUCAAUAUGUAACUGUAACCCAAGAGUAAAAUGCAAGAUAAACAUAUGCAGAAGCAAAUAAAAAUAUUUCA